AGCAGCCAGCGGGUUUACUACUUGUCGCGACUGUCGUUGUGCUGUAGCACUACGUCAGCAAAUUACUUUGCAUGUUACGUUGACGGCCACGAUCCAGUGGUUUAACAAAUUCAAGCAAAAAAAUAUAUUAUGACAAUUUUUAUCUCACCAAUUAAGCUAUUUUAUUAUUUAAGCAUGAUAGCCACCAUCUAAAGGUUUGACGUCAAUGUUGCGUAACAACCCCAACUGACAUUUCAACUUAAAGUGUACCAGUGAAGUUUGAAAGUGUAACCAUAUCCAUCGAACUACGGAUCAAAUUCACUCGACCAUGGGAAAAGGUGCUGAAUCCUUGCCUGGGGCUACAAGCAACUCUGUCCAUUCAUCAAAAGCUUGACCCCCUCUAGUGACUCGUCUAGGGACAAGAUUCCUCCGACUAAUGAACUCAGUCCACAGUAAACGGCGCAUUUGAACCUGCCAGCAGUUCUCUAUGAGGUGAUGAAAAGAUAAUAGAAAAGUGAGGGCAACUGAGAGAAGCGAGGUUGGAGGUUAAACCCACAACUUUGACCCACAGGGGUCAAACUAUGGUUCGAGGAGGGCCAUGGAGGCAUCAGCCACUCAGUCCGGGACGGCCCAAUGAAGUCUUGUGAGCUCCUCUAGCGGGACGAGCCGAGAAAAGACGCCCCUCUCUCCGAAGACAUACAGACGCGCGGGCUAGGAAAAAAAGUCCUGCAUGAAGAAACUCGCACCGAGGAAUUAAGGGUCACUACUUUUUUCUCCUUGCUUUUUUUGGGGAGGGGGCGAAAGCUAUAACGAGGAUGCCUCGUCCUGGGAGAAACACGUACAGCGACCAGAAGCCUCCGUACUCGUACAUCUCUCUCACGGCCAUGGCCAUCCAGAGCUGCCCGGAGAAGAUGCUCCCCUUGAGUGAAAUCUACAAGUUCAUCAUGGAUCGAUUCCCCUACUACCGAGAAAACACGCAGCGGUGGCAGAACUCGUUAAGACACAACUUGUCCUUCAACGACUGCUUCAUCAAAAUCCCGCGGCGUCCCGACCAACCGGGUAAAGGCAGCUUCUGGGCGCUGCACCCCAGCUGCGGGGACAUGUUCGAGAACGGCAGUUUCUUGAGACGCCGUAAGCGCUUCAAGGUGCUCGGCGCUUCCGACCACUUGGCCCCCAGCAAGCAGUCGGACGCCGCCCACUACCUCCAGCAGCAGGCCAAGCUGCGUCUGAGUGCCCUGCAGGCGGCAACCGGCACUCACCUGCCCCAGAUGUCCACCUACAACCUGGGGGUGUCCCAGACCUCCACGUUCAAGCACCCGUUCGCCAUCGAGAACAUUAUCGCCAGAGAGUAUAAAGUCCCGGGGAGCUUGGCCUUCUCCACCAUGCAGUCCAUGUCCGCCGGCUACCCGCUGCACAACCAACUCACCACGGCCUGGCCGCACAUGUACAAUAGUAGCGUGAUGGACACGGCGGCGCCCAUCUCCAUGGCACCCAGCGACUACAGCGCGUACGGCGUGCCCAUCAAGUCCCUGUGUCACGGGGCGCAGACUCUCCCGGCCAUCCCGGUGCCCAUCAAGCCCACGCCGACAUCCAUGGCCGGCUUCUCGGCGCUCCCGCACCACUUGCCCGCCUUCCUGUCCAACUCGCCCCAGUCUCUGAGCCCGACCUCCCCACAGACUGCCACCAGCCAAAGCAGCCCCGCCGCCCCCAACGAGACGCUCACCAGCCCGGCCACCCUGCAGUCGGUGGCGGUGCACUGACCAAAUGGACCCCCGUCCCUCCUCUCCCUUCAUCGGACAAAACGAACUACUGGUUGCGAACCCAAAGUUUAUAUAUGUGUGUGUCGUACGUCGGACUCUAUUCAAGGCGAGUUGCAUAUUGAUUCACUUGUGUAUAUGUUGAAUGUGUCGCUUUAAAUCGUGUCCUAAAAUAUCCAGCACACAAUCUCGCAGUAUUGCUCUUCAAGAAAAUAUAAAUUAUUUGAAAAGUUUCACGUUGACUUCAACACGUUGAAGUUUCGUUAAGGCCCUAUAUGGAGCUUUCCGUUUUAUACGCGCAAAACUUUUGCACACUUUUCUGUGUGACUACUGUAACGUUAAUAAAUAACACUGACGCUCUCCUCUAAUAAUAGAGUGAUGGGCGAGGGUAUACCAAAUAGGCUAGAUUUCCCAUGUUAAAAAAAAGAAACAAAAACAACCGCCUCUCAAAAAAAGAGAAAAUCAUUCCAGUAUUGAAAAAAAUAUAUAAAUGUGACGUGCUCAAAAUGCAAGAUGUGAAUAUCGCAAAUAACUGAUACUGAAAUGUUGUAAAAUGCACUUUUUAGUUAUACGUUUUAGAUAUCUAUUUUCCAGGAAAAAAAAUAGUGUUCUGUGAAGCAUUUAAUUUAAAAAGGCUGUGGUGACCACGUGCAUCAGUUGCUGUAAAUUUGUACGGUUUUUUUUCAAGUGAAGCAUGCAUUCUAAACUUUAAAAAAAUGUGUUAAUGUUCAUGUUUUUUUUUGUUUUGUUUAUCCCACUUCUUUGUUUUACAAGCAUGCGUGCUUUUGAAAAGUGUGCAAACAGUCUGCAAUUAAUUGGGGAAAAAAAGGUCAUCCAAAUAUUUUCUCAUUAAAAGUGAAGUAAACAAUCAAAAAUGUUUCUUGUUAUUAUUAUAAUUUCUGUUAUCAUUUUCGUUUAAUUAAGUCAAUCACAAAUCGAAACGAGCUCUCAAUUGAACCAUCUGCCCGUGCUAUAAUUAUUUUUUUCCCCUCAACGUUAACAAUUGCUAUUAUCAGUUUGCUUAAGUGGCAUCCCAACCUGUAUGAUUUCCGAGCGGGGGUCCUUUCCUCGAAGCAGAAAGACAUGAUUUGUGCUCUCCAUUAGAAUGCACGGUGCAGCCAUGGCAUGGCCACAGCGCACACAAGUGCGCUCAUUCAUCAAGCUGCGCGCUAAAUGAAGGGGAAAAAGUGGAACAAUAAACAUUACAGCAAGCAAUCUGCGCCCAAGAUUUUCACCACUUUUAAUACCGUCUAAUGGAAAAAUAACAUUUUGCAGAAAUUAUGCGCGUAAAAUGAAACAAACAAACAAGCAAACCAACAAAAAAAAUACACCUGUAUUGUCGCAGUUAAACAGUUUAACAAAACAUUCUUCUCCAUUUAUUUAUUUUCUACCUUAUUUCAAACAAACUCAAUUACUCGUCAGUCAAUCGUAAGGCAUUAAACAAAUACAUUCCGUCACUUUAUGCAAUGGACUAGAUCAAAUAAAGGCGAUCGGGCCACUUCAUUCUACUUCAUUCACUCGGAUUGAAAGUGCAAAGAAUAGAAAACUUCAACUGGGCCACCAAUGUAGAUUUAGCCUUUUUCAGCAAGACAAAAAGACUGAUUUUUUUCACAAACACAUUGCUGACUGGGGAACUAGGAAACGAGCUGCGAGACCCUUUUGGAAUUUAAAUCCACCCCUCCCCCAUGGCCUGUUUGUACAACAGUGUCACUUUUCUAUUCACUUUUGUGUUGUGUGGGCAACAUUAAGUCCUGAUUGAUUGCUGAUGUUAGGACUUGGACAAUCCAUUACAAACCUUUUUUUUGGACCAAAUAAUUAAAAUAUUCAAAAUACCCUAAAUGUAUAUAAAAUCAAUUGAACACAAUGUCAUACAUGAUC
Corythoichthys intestinalis (scribbled pipefish) is the source of this 3614-nucleotide messenger RNA. It is a transcript of the gene foxb1a, whose product is annotated as forkhead box B1a. Gene Ontology annotation, molecular function: RNA polymerase II cis-regulatory region sequence-specific DNA binding; DNA-binding transcription factor activity, RNA polymerase II-specific. The transcript has 5 exons. Gene Ontology annotation, biological process: regulation of transcription by RNA polymerase II; anatomical structure morphogenesis; cell differentiation. The record is from RefSeq and is a predicted model, not a curated record. Lineage: Eukaryota; Metazoa; Chordata; Actinopteri; Syngnathiformes; Syngnathidae. Bases 795 to 1739 code for a protein of 314 amino acids.